Thunnus maccoyii (southern bluefin tuna) is the source of this 3181-nucleotide messenger RNA. RefSeq names its product mitogen-activated protein kinase kinase kinase 14a (gene map3k14a). The record is from RefSeq and is a predicted model, not a curated record. The coding region runs from base 289 to 2859 and encodes 856 amino acids. Gene Ontology annotation, biological process: positive regulation of canonical NF-kappaB signal transduction; protein phosphorylation. Gene Ontology annotation, molecular function: ATP binding; protein kinase activity. The transcript has 16 exons. Lineage: Eukaryota; Metazoa; Chordata; Actinopteri; Scombriformes; Scombridae.
CCAGCCCUGUUGGAGAGAGCAGAGGGAGGGGGGAAUAUGGGGAAGUGGAGAUGCAUUUCCCAUAAGUCACUGUCAGCCAGCUCCUCCCCCCGGUUGGCGGAGAGCCAGCAUCAAGCAGAGCAGAAGAAGUGCGGCAGAGACUGAGCAGAGAGUGAGAAUCAGAACACGAAGGAAGAGGCAGACUAACAGAGCGCCUAGUUUUGCUAAUGUAGAUGACAGCCCGUUCAGAGUGGAUACAGGGGAGAGAGAUAGCAGUUCAGAUUGGCAUCUGUCGGUCCAGCAGAUGAGAUGGCGGUGAGGCAGAGGAUUUUCAACUCUACAGCACCGUUCUCCGGGUCACCCCAGGCUGAGCUGAAGGGGUCAUACCCAGCCUGCUCAGCCACGGACCAGGAGACGGAGGAAGAGGAAGAGGAAGGGAAGGACAGCAAAAUGGAGUACCUGCACCAGUUAAACCAUCAUUUGAAUAAAGUGAUGACACAUGGAACUGCAGAGCAAGUUGGAGAAACACCAUUGAAGACCUCAACCAUCAUUGCCCAAGAAUGUGUACCCCAGGAAUCUCAAGCGUUUAGUCCAUCCUGCUCUGAACGUUCCUUUGUUCCCUCUCCCCAUUGUUUCAACGUAAGUCGUCACUCAGAACACAACAACGUGGCGUGCCCGACCUCAGCGUCCAUCCAGGAGCUGAGCCGCUCCUCGACGCAGCUCACCCCAAGAAGGAGGACCCGCAAAAGACAGAAGCGCAAGGGGAAGAAAAAAUUGGAGAAGAAGGAGAAGCAGCGACACAGACAUCGUGUGCCUUCUGGAGUCCCUGAACAGGAGAGCGGAAGUUCUCUGGUCCGGAUCCUGGAAGAGUCAUCUCUCGGAGGGAUAAGCAACCUCAGUUCUUCUUGCUGUAGCAGCAUCGAAAGAUCAGAAGAACAGGACAGAGGGCCUCCUCUUUACAACCGACAGAUCUACAACACAGGGUCCAGCUGCUCUCCUCUGGCCUGGGGAGAACCGGUCUGUAACCUCCUCUCCAGCGUCCAUUCCUAUGGGCAGGACAGCGAGUCCCUCAGCAGUGUGGGAGACUAUUCGCUGGCUUUAGCUGGCCUCAGGGGCAGCGUCAGUCAGGGGGACCCGUGCUACGCAGGGCCUCUUUUCAAAGAUGUGGAGAGGGAUGCAAGGGAGGAGGAAGAUGAUUUCUCAGCUGAUGACUCAGUCAGCAACGAGGGAAUAAUCUUUUACAAUGAGAAAAUCCAGCCUGUGGACUCCGAAUACAAGGAAGGAAAGGAGUAUAAUCUCACACAGUUCAUUAAGGAAGGCUCCUAUGGCGAAGUACACAUUGCUGAAGAUGUCAACACAGGCUUCAGAUUCGCUGUCAAGAAGAUCGCCCUGAAGAGGUUCAACAGUGAGGAGGUGGGUGCGUGGAGUGCCCUCAGAUCUCCCCGUGUGUUGGAACUCUUUGGAGUGGUCAGAGAGGGGCCUAUUGUUAUCCUUUUGAUGGACCACAAAUCUGGCUCUCUGGGCCAGCUGAUAGCAGAGCGGGGACGACUGCCAGAGGACCUAAGUCUCCACUACCACUCACAAGUUUUAACAGCGCUGGAGUACUUGGUGAAGAAAAAAGUGGCGCAUCUUGAUAUAAAAGCUGACAACGUGUUGCUGUCGGAGGACGGUAGAGACACCUUCCUGUGUGACUUUGGACAUGCAGAAAGACUUGACAAUCAGGGACAGAGCCUCAGUGUGUCCAAAGAUCUGAAAGGCACAGAGACCCACAUGGCCCCCGAAAUUGUGAAAGGGGAUCCCCGUGGAGCCAAAGCAGAUGUGUGGAGCAGCUGCUGUAUGUUACUGCACAUGCUCAAUGGGUGUCAACCGUGGACGCGAUACUACACCUGUAUUCUUUACCUGAAGAUCGCUAACGAGCCUCCACCUCUGCGAGAGAUCCCACCUGACUGUAGCCUUCUUACGGCUGAAGUUAUCAAGGCAGGCCUCCAGAAGGAUCCAAUCAAGAGAGCAUCAGCUUUCGACCUCAAAGAAAAAACCGACAGAGCUCUGAAAGAAGUUGGAGGACUCACCAGCCCAGUGAAGGGACCCUACACAGAGCCCCUGUAUACUUCCAACAAACCUCCUGACUCCCUGCGACUCAUCAACAGCAGUGUUUCCUAUGAGGAUGAAGAACAUCAAGAGUCUGUUGAGAAAGUGAUAACAGCCUGGAGUGUGAAGGAAUCGGAUGACGACAAUGAGGAGGAGGAGGCUGAUUCAGAUAAGUUAGAGCGAGGGAAACCUCUCUGUCUACAAAGACUUGUCCCUGAGCCAAACCACAAGAUCACCACUGUGUCUGAACUUGACCUGGAUUGGAGUAAACUGGAGCGAGAUUUCUACCUGACCAGCCUGUCCCAGCUUCAUUCUGCUGAGAAGCAGGAGCAACUCCUGUCUUGUCUCAGCAGUGACCCUUUCUCCAAUCGGGAACCAUGGGACAAAAAGGACUCUGGUCGCUGGUCUCUGAGCCCAGGAGAUGACUUCAGCUCUGGUGUCUACUCCUACAACAGUCAGCCAGAUGGGCAGGAUUUCAGUAUGGAUUUGCUGGUUCACCCACAACUACCACAACCCUGCUGUUUUGAAGGGGUGGAUGUCUGCAUCCGAGACUUCAACAGGAGAAGCAUCCGGAUCAGAGAGACUCGCCGGGUGAAGGUGGGCCACAUCGCCACUGGAAUCAGCGAUCAGAUCUCUGAGAGGGUUUUCACUUUGGAGACACAGCAGGGCCAGCACGUCACUCACGACGAGGAGGUGCAGGAGUCAGGUCUGGAGCUCUGCUGUGUUCCUGCUCCAGACUUCAGCCCUGCCUGGAGAUGGAGGAUCAGAGACGGAGUGCUUGAAACAAGAUAGAGCCCCAAACACAUCCAUCAGCUGUAGUGUCACUUCAACUGUUGUACUACUGUUGAAGUCUUUGAAACUCUUUCAUUUGUCUUUUUGCAUAAGAGCCAUGCUUUCAUCAAGAUGUUAAAAAUUUACCAGAACUGCCUUUUUAACAUACUUGUCUUAAGUUUUAAAUGUAUUUGUGUUGAGUGACUAUAUAGCCUUUUGUCUUUUACAUGCAUGUGACUCAAAGUACAGAGCUUUUUUGACCACUGUGAUGUUUACAUGUUGACAUGUUGUCUUGUAACGUGUUUACAUUGAGCCAUUAAACAGUGUACUGAACUCUGCAAAA